AUGCUUGUUUGGAGGAACAAAGAGAGGAAAAGUGAGUUUGUUGGUGAUUGCAUGGAGGAAGCUGGAAAGGGACUAGCUUUAUCUUCUUCUGUUACUGAAACCCUAGGUGUUGGUGAGGAUGCCACUACGGUAGAGGUUUCGGAUUCAGGUGUUUGCGAUGUUAGUGGAACUGAUCGAAACCCAGAUGAUGGAGGUUCAGCUGCUGAUGAUGGCAAGACGGGUAAUUCGGUUUCUGAUGUGAAUCAUGUGAAAGCUGAUGUUACGAGUCUUGAAGAUUUGGUUGCGAGUAAGGAUAACGUUGAGGAGACAGUUAGCUCUGGCGAUGUUGAAAGAACUGAUGCGCACACAGAGACUGAAGUUGAGAGAAAUCAAAUGGAGUCUGAAGGAGAUGCUGGAGCUGUUGAGGUGAAGCCGGUCAAUGGUGAGAGUCAAGAAAGUGCAGGAGGAGAGGAGACUGUAAUCUCUUGUGGGAAUGAGGUGACUGAUGAGAAGGAUAAAUGUGAAGUUGAAGAAACUAAUGAAGAGGAUGGUGAGAUGCUUUCUGUUGCAGAGGAUGAAGCGGACCAAGAGGAGGAAACAGCAAAGAAAAGUGAGGAGGAUGAUAACAAAAUGGAUGUUGAUAGCAAACAGGCGAAUGAAGAGGAUGUUGUUCCCCAUGAUCCGGGAUCUGAGAACAAAGAUGCUACGCAUUCAGAAUCUGCACGAGAUGUCCCAAUAGAUGAAGCUGCCAGGAAUGAUUCCAGUUUAGUCAUGGAAAUGGAAAUCGAUGAACGGGAAGAUGAUGCUAAUAUGGCAACUGGUCUUACCGGAGCAGUUGAAUCUGCUGCUUUAGCAAAUCCAAACAGUUCCACUGAAGAUGCUGCUACAGGUGAAGUUGAACCCUUGGAUCAUAAUGCUCUAUUUGAUCAAAGUUCUGAUAUUACCAACUUUAUUGAUUUCAGUGGUGUAUCAUCUUGGUCAGGAAAUAUACAAGACCUUAAAACUGAAACCGCGAACGUAUCUUUGAAAGAUGACAAGAAAGCUACAGAGUGUCCAACAGAGGCUUCUGAUGCAGUUAUGGGAUCUGACGAAAACCAGGAAGAGAAGGGCCAUGAAUGCAUAGGUGAGAAAGCUGUAGAUCAACAAGAUGCAAUGGGAGAGGAAGAUGAAAGUACGCAUGAACCUCCAGGUACUGAACCAACCCAAAAGGGAGAUACAGAAAUGGAAGAAAAUCCAAACAAUUUUGAUUUCGCUGACGAUGGAACCGAUUCUGACAUGAAAACCAAUGGUGUGAAACGAAAGGCUGAUGCCCUGAGUGAGGAUUCACCAGGAGAAGGUAGGAAGACUGUUUCGUUUGCGAAGGUGUCUUUUGCCCAAAGGCCGUCCUUUAAGAUCGGUGCAUGCAUAGCCAGAGCUGCUAGUCAGAUGGCAGGAUCUCCUUCAGUUUUGAAGGGUAGUAACUUUGGUGAUGAAACUCUUUCUGUUGAGAGUUUUGUAUCCCAGCUUCACUGUGUAGCAACAGACCCUGUCAAAGAGAACGUUGUAUCUGAGAUUGCUGCUGGCUUUUUCUUAGAUUUCCGAAACUCAUUGGUGUCGGAGCAAGACACCACAGAAAAGGUAAGCAAAAAAAGAGGUAGGCCAUCCAAUUCUAGUGAAGGAGGAGACGAAACAUUUGAGUUUGAGGAAAUGGGCGACACGUACUGGACUGACAGGGUGAUCCAUAAUGGCGGUGAAGAGCAAACGCCACCUACUGAUAAAGUUGAGCCGGUUGAGUUGAAACCUGCUCAGGUUAAAAGGGCUCGCCGACCAUACAGGAGACGGCAGUCUCAGAUCAGUAUUCCUCUUCCGUCAGCCUCAGACAAACCGGCCGGCUUUGAUGAGAAUGCGCCAGCUGAGAUUAUAAUGAAGUUUUCUGAAACGGAUACAAUACCUCCGGAGAAGAGUCUGAGUAAAAUGUUCAGGCAUUUUGGACCAAUAAGGGAGUCACAGACUGAGGUGGACAGGGAGAAGAACCGGGCUAGAGUAGUUUUUAGGAAAGGUGCUGACGCCGAAGUAGCUUACAACAGCGCAGGAAAGUUCAAUAUCUUUGGGACGAAGGCUGUCAAUUACGAGCUCAGCUUUACAAUUACCGAAACAUUCACAGUUCAGCCUUAUGUUGUGUCUUUAGGCGAGGAGGAACCAGCGCUAUCUCUUCCCUCUUAG
Molecule: messenger RNA, 2181 nt
Organism: Thlaspi arvense
Lineage: Eukaryota; Viridiplantae; Streptophyta; Magnoliopsida; Brassicales; Brassicaceae
Source: the annotation of a GenBank genome assembly